Messenger RNA from Erigeron canadensis, 3669 nucleotides. RefSeq names its product serine/threonine-protein kinase pakA-like. Gene Ontology annotation, biological process: protein phosphorylation; signal transduction. Gene Ontology annotation, molecular function: protein binding; protein kinase activity; ATP binding. The record is from RefSeq and is a predicted model, not a curated record. Lineage: Eukaryota; Viridiplantae; Streptophyta; Magnoliopsida; Asterales; Asteraceae. The coding region runs from base 235 to 3462 and encodes 1075 amino acids. Gene Ontology annotation, cellular component: cytoplasm. The transcript has 9 exons.
ACACACAUUCACACACAGUUGAUAUUCAAGAAAUUUGGGCAAACUAAAAAAGAGGUUAAUUAAAGUUGGAAGUAAUCAAGAAACUGCAAGCCAAAAGAUUGAUAAUAUUUUGUAAAAGGCUUGAGAGUGAGAUUUGUCUGUAUGACUUACAUACAAUUUUCAAGGUAUCCUGGAGUUGAGAGUUUUCAUCACUGCUACUACUUUUGAGAGAGUUAUAGAUAAGUGUUUUGAAUAAUGGAACCUUCAAGAGGCCACCACCAUGCUCAAUAUUACUAUCCCAUUCAGCCUCAGAACAUUGAGUCAGCAUCAUCAUCAUCUCAGGCCUUCUUAAGUUCCACCUUAAGACCUCCAGAUAUGAAGCCUGUAAAUUUUUCUAUCCAGACAGGUGAAGAGUUUGCUCUUGAAUUUAUGCGGGAUCGGGUUAAUCCUAGGAUGUCGUUCAUUCCAUACUCUGCCGAGGAUCCUAAUCUUGCGACUAGCUAUAUGGAACUCAAAGGCAGUGUAGGCAUUGGUCACCCUGGGUUGGAAAGUAGGUCCAAUGUUUCCAUGCUCGAUAUUGUACAAAGAGGUUCGAUAGAUAAUUUCUUAUCUAUGCCGUCAGUGCACCGGACCAAUAGUAAUCGUGACAAUUCUUCAACAAGGAUUAAGAUUUUAUGCAGUUUUGGUGGCAAAAUUUUACCUCGUCCAAGUGACAGAAAACUUAGAUAUGUUGGAGGAGUUACAAGGAUUAUUCGUAUAAGAAAGGACAUAUCUUGGCAAGAAUUGUGGCAGAAAAUGCUAGCACUAUAUAACGAAACGUCUUCAAUCAAGUAUCAGCUUCCCGGGGAGGAUUUUGAUGCUUUGGUAUCUGUCUCUUGUGACGAGGAUUUGCUGAAUAUGAUGGAGGAGUGUAAAGUUCUUGGUCACGGUGAGGCCUCAAAGAAGCUUAGAAUGUUCUUAUUCUCCUUGAGCGACUUGGAUGAUGCUCAUUUUAGUUUGGCCAACUCCAGUGGUGAUUCAGAGGUUCAGUUUGUAGUAGCCGUCAAUGGUUUGGACUUGGGUUCAAGAAGGGAGUCAAGUCUGCAGGGUCAACGGAGUUCUUCAGCAAAUAAUCUUAAUGAGCCCAGUCGACAGGUUUCAAACAUGAACAUAAGUAACAAUUUGCCACCUUUGACCUUCAUAUCAUCAUCGUUAUCAAACCCAUCGUCGGUCCCGCCAAACUCUUCUGGUGCUUAUGAGAACCAUUCUCUGAUGCAUGACGGGGCUGUCUCUCGGUCCUCAUUUGACAAACCUCUUGCUGUUCAACAGAACAAUGAUGGGCUUGUAAGUCAGUCAGGGGGUUUUCACGACAUGCAAAAUCAGCAGCCACCAGUAAAGAAGCCAAUGCCCAAUGGAGAUAACUCUGUUAAGCAAGAGGUUGAGCACGGAUUAAGAAACGAAGGAUCGUUAAAUGAAGGAUCUGUAAGAAAUGAAGCAGUGGAGGAAAAGCCUUCUCCAGAGAAGGCUAAAAUGAGUGAGGAGAGGCACCAGGAUCAAGAACAGGUGAAUUCUUCCCUUGAUACUGCUAGCGUGGAAAAGGGUAGUAAAAUAAAUGACAAUGAUUCAUAUGGUGGGUCAGAGUCUGAUCUGAUAGAUUUGAGCUACCUUGAGCCUCUUGUACCUCCUCCACGUGUUUAUCAUUCUGAGAGACUUCCUCGAGGGACGGCAGAGUUGAACAGGCUAACAAAGUCUGACGAUUCACUUGGUUCUCAGUUCACUUUAACUCAUUCACGUUCUGAUGUUGGCCCACAAGAUACUAUCUCAGAAGAUCUUCCUUCUCAAAAUGAGCUACCUCCCAUUUCAACAAGCAAAGGGAAGUCAAAACCUGUGAAUGAUAAUGAGGGCAUCCAAGACAAGCAGAUACAGUCUGGCCGUGAAACAAACACAGCGGUGGUUAAUGAUAAAAAUGUCCAGUUUGAGAAACCAGCAGAAACUAGAUCACCACCAAGGGAUCAUACUGAUCCUGCAACUAACCAUUUGGAGUACAGUCAGGGUGAACAGGUGGCUAGUGAUUCUACUGCUAACGAUGCUCAAUCUUCUACUCCUAAUGCACAUGGAGAUAUAAUAAUUGACGUGAAUGAUCGGUUUCCACGGGAUUUUCUGUCUGAUAUAUUCACAAGAGCAAUGAUGUCUGAAGAUUCACCUAAUGUACGUGUCCUACCACAAGAUGGAGCAGGACUAAGCGUGAACAUAGCAAACCAUGAACCUCAACACUGGUCAUAUUUCCAGAAAUUGGCACAAGAUGAUUUCCAACACAAGGACGUUUCUCUUAUUGAUCAACAUCAACUUGCAUUUUCAUCUGGACUUCCAAAAGUUGAAGAAGCUUCUGGAAGCCAGCUGGAUUCCACACAGGUUUUUGCUGAAGAUAGAGAAAAAGAUGCACCUUACACUACAGGGCCUGGUCCCACAGCACAUUUUGAUCCAUCACAUGUCGAAGUCAGUGAAAGCAUGCAAUUUGUUGAUAUGGUGGAGAACAUGAGGAUGCCAGAGUCAGAGUACGAGGCCGCAAGAGGGAAUGUUGGGCUGUCUACUAUUGGUCCUUCUCUGGAUGACUUCGAUCUCAGUUCAUUGCAGAUCAUAAGGAAUGAAGAUCUUGAAGAAUUAAGGGAGCUUGGUUCUGGCACAUUUGGAACAGUUUACCAUGGAAAAUGGAGGGGAUCAGAUGUCGCCAUCAAGCGAAUAAAGAAAAGCUGCUUUGCAGGCCGAUCUUCUGAGCAGGAGAGAUUGACUAUAGAGUUUUGGCGAGAAGCUGGCAUACUAUCGAAGCUUCACCAUCCAAAUGUUGUGGCAUUUUAUGGUGUAGUACAAGAUGGACCUGGUGGGACAUUAGCUACUGUCACAGAGUUCAUGGUUGAUGGUUCGCUAAGGCAUGUCUUACUUCGCAAAGAUAGGCAUCUGGAUCACCGAAAGAAACUUAUAAUUGCAAUGGAUGCAGCCUUUGGGAUGGAGUAUUUACAUUCCAAAGACAUUGUGCAUUUUGACCUUAAAUGUGACAACUUGCUGGUCAAUAUGAAGGAUCCAUCACGCCCUAUUUGCAAGGUUGGUGAUUUUGGACUUUCAAAGAUCAAGCGCAACACUUUGGUUUCAGGUGGAGUUAGGGGAACCCUGCCUUGGAUGGCUCCUGAGCUACUCAAUGGUAGCAGCAGUAAAGUAUCUGAGAAGGUUGAUGUGUUCUCUUUUGGAAUCGUGUUAUGGGAGAUUUUGACUGGUGAAGAGCCUUAUGCAAAUAUGCACUAUGGUGCAAUUAUAGGAGGCAUUGUUAGCAAUACUUUGAGACCCCCUAUUCCAAAAGAUUGUGAUGGCGAAUGGAGACGACUAAUGGAACGGUGUUGGGCACCUAACCCUAUGGUCAGACCAUCCUUCACUGAAAUAACCAAACAGUUACGUGUCAUGUCUGCAGCGUCUCACAGUAAAAAGGUCACACCCCCAAAGGAUCAUAGCUAAUGCUUGCCUUUCCCUAUUAAACGAUAUUCAAAAGUGUAUAUAAUAGAUGCUAAAAUUUUGGCACAAGGGGAAAUCAGAACUUUUGUGAUGAAUUGGUAUAUAAUUUCAUAAAUGUAUCAUUAUAAUACAUGGUCAUGAUCUGUAUAUGGGAGAAAUGUGUGAUGAUUUUCUUUAUUUGAAAUAACUGCUGAAUUAAAUUUGGCAGAA